Microdochium trichocladiopsis is the source of this 450-nucleotide messenger RNA. RefSeq lists its product as uncharacterized. The record is from RefSeq and is a predicted model, not a curated record. Gene Ontology annotation, biological process: translation. The transcript is spliced from 2 exons. Gene Ontology annotation, cellular component: ribosome. Bases 1 to 450 code for a protein of 149 amino acids. Gene Ontology annotation, molecular function: structural constituent of ribosome. NCBI's taxonomy places the organism in Eukaryota, Fungi, Ascomycota, Sordariomycetes, Xylariales, Microdochiaceae.
AUGCGCUCCACCACACUUGCUGCUUCGAGCUGCCGAGCCGCUCUCCAACGGGCGUCAUACACCCCGACACAGACCAUCAUAACAAAAAGAACAUUCACAUCGCUUCCAACUCUCCGCCCAUCUCUAGCAGCUCGGAACCCGGUCUUCCGGUCCGCCACAAACACCCUCGCGCGGUUGCCCAGCACUCCAGACGCAACCACCACCGCCACCGCCACAACAACAGACGCCGGAGUGGUAGCAGAUAUUGUACCCAAGUCGUCGAUAACCUCUCACCCGGCCUUUAUCGGCAGCGCGUUUCAGAUCCGGUGCGGCCCGCGGCCGAACCUCGAGCGCAGCAGUCGCCUCAUUCGCAAGCGCAGGUCCGGCUUUCUCGCGCGCCAGCGCAGCCAGACGGGCCGCAAGAUCCUGCAGAGGAGGAGGGUCAAGGGCAGGCGCGUGCUGUCCAUGUGA